Molecule: messenger RNA, 551 nt
Organism: Metopolophium dirhodum (rose-grain aphid)
Lineage: Eukaryota; Metazoa; Arthropoda; Insecta; Hemiptera; Aphididae
Exons: 1
Coding region: 3-548 (181 amino acids)
Molecular function (GO): DNA binding
Source: RefSeq, a predicted model, not a curated record
ACAUGCCGCGGAAAGUAAUACGUAAGCCCGGUACUAGGACGUACCAAAAUUAUAGUGAAAAUACUUUACAAAUGUGCCUUAAGUCAAUAAGAUUAAAAUUAAUGAGCCAACGUGCAGCUUCAAAACACUAUAAGAUUCCUAGAUCGACCAUAAAAAAUAAAUUAAAAAAUGACCAUGGCAAAAGUGUUGGCCGUCCGACAGUCUUUAGCCAUGAACAAGAAUUAAGUUUUGCUCAGCACUGUGUUACUUUGGCUAAUUACGGAUUUCCAUUGAUACCUUAUGACCUAAAAAUGACCAUAAGUCGAUAUUUGAAUAGCAAAGGUACUAUAGUACCACAAUUUAAGGACAAUAUACCGGGAGAUGAUUGGGUCAGCGGUUUUCUAAAAAGACAUCCGGAAUUGUCGGUUAAGUUUAGUGCAAACAUUAAAAAAACUCGCGCCAACAUAACAGCAAGUGACAUUAACGAAUACAGUGGCGCCGAACUCAUAUAUCAUGUGAAGCGAUCGCUUCACUUCUUAAUGGGUGGGUGGGUAGGUGGGUAUAGGUAAGUU